Molecule: messenger RNA, 2531 nt
Organism: Somion occarium
Lineage: Eukaryota; Fungi; Basidiomycota; Agaricomycetes; Polyporales; Cerrenaceae
Source: the annotation of a GenBank genome assembly
ACUUGCUGUUAACGUUCACCCUGUCCUCCACGCUCAAGCCCACAUAGCACUCUCCGGCAUUCUAUGAUUUGAAUCCACCGCUAUCAUUAUGUCUUCCUUGCAAUUUUGGAAACCUGGUACUGUCGGACCUGGAAGCACACUUGAUCGAGCAACAGAAGCAGAGGGCAGCGUAAUCUCUUCUGCUCCGAUUGGUGCUGCCGUGUCUAUACAGGCAGCUCGGGAACGCCUUCCUAUCUUCAAACAUAAGGAGAAACUUCUCUAUUGCGUCGAGAACUAUGGUGUAACCAUCCUAGUUGGACAGACUGGCUGUGGAAAAACGACACAGCUUCCCCAAUACCUUCACGAGGCAGGUUGGGCUGCCGAUGGGAAUGUUAUUGCUUGCACACAACCACGAAGAGUUGCAGCAACCUCUGUCGCCGCACGUGUUGCUACUGAGGUUGGAUCUAUCUUAGGCGAUGAGGUGGGCUAUACGAUCCGUUUCGAAGACGUCAGCGACAAGAAGCGUACUAGAAUUCUCUAUCUGACGGACGGAAUUCUCUUCCGAGAGACACUACUAGACCCAUUACUGAGCAGAUAUAGCGUGGUAAUGAUAGAUGAAGCACAUGAACGCAGCGUGUAUACCGACCUGAUGCUCGGUGUUCUCAAAAAGAUUCGCCGAAAGCGACCAUCUCUUCGCGUUAUCGUAUCAUCGGCUACUUUGGACGCAGCUGGAUUCCUCGACUACUUCUCCAGCGGAAACCCCCCAGGAGAAGCCACUAUAGUCAGUCUCGAGGGUCGCAUGUAUCCGGUCCAUAUUGCGCAUUUGGAACAGCCAACACCUGAUUAUGUCGCAAAAGCCAUUGACGUUGUCUGGAAUAUCAACUUACAGCGAAGCUCCGGUGAUGUUCUGGUCUUCUUGACAGGGCGAGAGGAGAUUGACCGUUGUCUGGAAGGAUUGGCAGAAUUGCUCCCAACGUUGCCCCGUGGCGCAACUCGUUUAAAGCUACAUGCGCUCCAUUCAGGUUUACCUAUGGAUGAACAACUAGCCGCUUUCGAACCCGCCGAGCGCGGAUUCCGCAAAGUCAUCGUUUCGACAAAUAUUGCCGAAGCUAGUGUUACCAUUGAAGGCAUCAAAUAUGUCGUCGAUUCAGGAUUCGUGAAGAUCCGUACCUACAACCCUACCACUUCCCUUUCCUCCCUUUCCACCAUCCCCGUGUCACGUGCCUCUGCUAUUCAACGAGCAGGUCGUGCAGGCCGUACCUCUUACGGUGCCUGCUAUCGCCUGUAUCCCGCAUCAACUUUUGAAUCCCUCCCACCGACAACCCAACCCGAGAUCACUCGCACAGACCUGACGACACCUAUUCUGCAACUCAAAUCGCUUGGGAUAGAUGACCUCAUGAAAUUCGAGUGGGUCUCGAGUCCACCUGCUGAAGCUGUGUUGCGUGCUCUCGAAAGUCUUGUUGCCUCUGGAAUGGUUGGUGAAGAUGGACGUCUUACCGUUAUUGGCGAGAAGGUUGCUGAGUGUCCCGUUGAGGUCAACAUCGCACGCAUGCUUUUCGCCUCGAAAGAUUACCAAUGUGGUGAAGAGAUAUUGACAAUUGCUGCCAUGACCACAGUUCAGGACGUCUUUGUCAUUCCUGACGGUGCCGCAGGCGCUCUCGCGGAACUGGAACGUCGAAAGUUCACAGCAGAGGAAGGAGAUCAUCUGACUCUUCUGAAUGCCUACAAUGCAUUCACUCGUUAUGGACGGUCAUCGUCGUGGUGCAAGGCACAUGCGUUAUCUUUCCGUGCUUUAUCACGCGCAGUGUCAAUUCGCGCCCAGCUAAAGAAGUAUAUGCAACGCUUUGGACUGCCUAUUGAGAACUGUCAAGGCGACGCGAAACGGCUACGACAAUGCAUCGUGAGUGGAUAUUGGAGGAAUGGUGCGAAAUGGAUGGCAGAUGGGACGUAUCGUUCUGUUCGUGGCAAUGUGGUCCUGCAUGUACACCCCAACUCCGUACUAUUCACCAGGAAACCCCGGUCUGGAUGGGUUAUCUUCCAUGAGAUGGAGGAGACCAAGAAGACGCAGAUUCGAAUUCUGACCGAAAUAGAACCUGAUUGGCUGUUGGAGUAUGGACACAAGUUUCACGACAAACGUACUGGCGUUGGUGUGAGUGUUAGAUGAUUGCCAAGACUGUAUGGUUGUAUUUUGUACUGUAUCCAACCGAUCUAUGAGCGACCAAGCGAAGUGCGAAAUUGUUUCGAAUAAUGAAGCAGGUAAUCGGAAUGAAGAGUGCAUUGGGAUGUUAACAGCACGGCGCUGAGAUCCAUGAUCCUUUCAUACGGCUUCUCGAUGGUACCAAUCCUCAACGUCGUCUUAUGCUUCCGCUCUUCCCCUUUCACCAAGACUGCUUUGCUCGUAAACUGCAACCACACUCGCUUUGUUGUCGGUAGAGUGAUGUACAUGUCAUAAUGUGCUGCCAGACCGUAACGCGCAGAUGGGCUAUCGCGCACUGUGAAGGUCCACGCCGCAGUAGGGCUAUUGAUACCAUGUCCGCGGACUGUCGUUGUUG